AUGCUACGUCCUCCACUAAUCCUACAGUCAUCCACCAAUCCCACCAAUCCUACAGUCCUCCACCAAUCCAACCAAUCCUACAGUCCUCCACCAAUCCUACAGUCCUCCACCAAUCCUACAGUGUCCACCAAUCCUACAGUCCUACACCAAUCCAACCAAUCCUACAGUCCUCCACCAAUCCUCCACCACUCAACCAAUCCUACAGUCCUCCACCAAUCCUACAGUGUCCACCAAUCCUACAGUCCUUCACCAAUCCUACAGUCCUCCACCAAUCCAACCAAUCCUACAGUCCUCCACCAAUCCUCCACCACUCAACCAAUCCAACAGUCCUCCAUCAAUCCUACAGUGUCCCCCAAUCCUACAGUCCUCCACCACUCAACCAAUCCAACAGUCCUCCAUCAAUCCUACAGUGUCCCCCAAUCCUACAGUCCUUCACCAAUCCUACAGUACUCCACCAAUCCAACCAAUCCUACAGUCCUCCACCAAUACUACAGUCCUCCACCAAUCCUACAGUGUCCACCAAUCCUACUGUCCUCCACCACUCCACCAAUCCUACAGUCCUUCACUAAUCCUACAGUCCUCCUACAGUCCUCCACCAAUUCUAACGUCCCCAACCAAUCCUACAGUCCUUCACCAAUCCUACAGUCCUCCCCCAAUCCAACCAAUCCUACAGUCCUCCACCAAUCCCCCACCACUCAACCAAUCCUACAGCCCUCCACCAAUCCUACAGUGUCCACCAAUCCUCCAGUCCUUCACCAAUCCUACAGUCCUCCACCACUCCACGAAUUCUACAGUCCUCCUACAGUCCUCCACCAAUCCUACAGUCCCACACCAAUCCUAACGUCCUCCACCAAUCCUAACGUCCUCCACCAAUCCUAA
Mizuhopecten yessoensis (Yesso scallop) is the source of this 879-nucleotide messenger RNA. Its product is annotated as extensin-1-like. The coding region runs from base 1 to 879 and encodes 292 amino acids. The transcript has a single exon. Lineage: Eukaryota; Metazoa; Mollusca; Bivalvia; Pectinida; Pectinidae. The record is from RefSeq and is a predicted model, not a curated record.